Mauremys reevesii (Reeves's turtle) is the source of this 1167-nucleotide messenger RNA. RefSeq names its product STARD3 N-terminal like (gene STARD3NL). The coding region runs from base 226 to 930 and encodes 234 amino acids. The transcript is spliced from 9 exons. The record is from RefSeq and is a predicted model, not a curated record. NCBI's taxonomy places the organism in Eukaryota, Metazoa, Chordata, Testudines, Geoemydidae.
GAGCCCCGCCCCCUGCCGCUCUAGUCACGCUGUGGGUGGCAGUUGCCAGGCCCCGCGGCGGUUUCUGUUGGUGCGCGGCCCUGCACCGCCGCCCCCCAGCCGGGGCCGCCCCUUGCCGCAGCGGCGCGGCCCCGUCCCCCACCGCGGCUGAGAAAUCUCCUCCUAUAUGGAUCAGCCCGCUAGUGAUGGUGAAGCUGGGAAAAGGCUACUGUAACCACCGCCAGGAUGAAUCGGCUGCCAGAUGAUGGUGCAAAUGCUCAGAGCAGCUGUCGGGGCUCUUGUCCUUCCUUGCAGGAUGUCCAUUCCAUCAACCCAGCGCAGCUGAUGGCAAGGAUCGAGUCAUAUGAAGGAAGAGAGAAGAAAGGCAUAUCAGAUGUCAGAAGGACUUUCUGUUUGUUUGUUACCUUUGACCUUUUAUUCGUAACCUUGCUGUGGAUAAUAGAGCUAAAUGUAAAUGGGGGCAUUGAGACUACUUUAGAGAAGGAAGUCCUGCAGUAUGACUACCAUUCUUCAUAUUUUGAUAUAUUUCUACUGGCAGUCUUUCGAUUUAACGUGUUAAUACUUGCAUAUGCAAUGUGCAGACUGCGCCAUUGGUGGGCAAUAGCUUUUACAACAGCAGUGACCAGUGCCUUUUUAUUAGCAAAAGUAAUUCUCUCAAAGUUGUUUUCCCAGGGUGCUUUUGGCUAUGUGCUGCCCAUUAUAUCCUUCAUACUUGCCUGGAUAGAGACCUGGUUCUUGGAUUUUAAAGUGUUACCACAAGAAGCAGAAGAAGAAAACAGGCUCUUACUGGUGCAAGAUGCGUCUGAGCGAGCAGCUCUUCUUCAGCCUGGACUCCUCUCUGAUGGGCAGUUUUAUUCUCCUCCAGAAUCUGCAGCAGGAUCUGAUGAAGAAUCUGAAGAAAAGCAGGAUAGUGAAAAACCAAUUGUAUAGCAACUAUGAGAGAUAACAGAGUGAAAAUCUGAAUCAAAGGCCAUUAGGGAAUUGCUUAUAUUGAAACUGUAACGACAAUGUCUGCAGUUGCCUUUUUGGUGGAACUGCUAACAAAAGAAUUUAUUUAUUAGAGAGCAAAAAAGAGUGAUUCCCGUGUACUGUAAUACCUCACAAACUUGUUCUGUUCACAUAUAUAUAUAUAUUAGCCUGCCUCAUGGCUGUUAUGAAAAAUUACUC